ACUACUCAUUAACACUCUAUUCAGUAGUAUAAAGUAUUUGACACAGAUGCUAUACUUAGUGUUACUAAGAAAAAAUUUAACAAGUGAAAGAAUUUUAAAAACGUUCAAUCACCUUGAGUGUGUGUGUAUGUAGGAAUUUAACACUUAAAUCAUGAAUAAAUUAACAAACAAUUAUCAUUAUGGUUAUGAUCAGGAGACAGAUAACGGCGAAAAGAAAACAGUUUCACCAAAACACAACAGAUCGUCUUCCUCUCUUCCAAUUCAAUCAACUUUAGAUCAUGUUAUCCAUUCUACAGAGAAAGCUGAUAAAUUUGAUACUUAUGCUUCCAGAUGGAUAUCAGGAAGUUCUAAUGAGAAGCCGUGACUUGUAGGGUCAACCAGUUGGAAGUAAAGUGGAUGCUAACUGAAGAACUUGGGUGACAGUUACGCUAUGUCGUGAAUUGACAGAAGUUGGAAAUUGUGAACCAGUGGCUGAAUGGUUGACGCGUUCACCAUGAAACCUGAACGUCCUGAGUUCGACCCCUAGCCAGGUCGUGGGUGCGUACUGUUGAGGAGUCUCAUACUAGGACGAAGCAGCUGUCCAGUGCUCACAAGUUUUCAAUGGUUCCCCAACUGAUUUCAGUCCAUGAUGAAUACUACUUCUGAUAGAGAUAGUGUUAAUGAUAAAACAGAUACUGACUGGGUCGCAGGCAUACAUAUCUGAGUGUUUUCAAUUGGUCGGAAAAUGUGUUCUUGAUCUCUCUAUUGGUCUGAACCAUAUUUAUCUAUGCAAGGUGAUAGAAAUCUUUUACAGUUUUAUUCGUAUCGUAUAGUCCUAGCUAAAUUUAUCAAUCAUUUUUGUAAUAUGGUUACCGAGUUGAGAGACUCAUCAUGAUGGUGCAGUUUGAUGGAUACUGGUUAAUUGGAGGUAUUCCCUCUAGAGUAAAGCAGCAGUCAACUUUCGUUAAAAACUUUAAAGGUGACCAUUGUCAUGGAAACUUUAGUGUUGGUCAAAGUAUAGACUUGAAAGCUAGAAGAAAGCUUAUCCUAGCCAGUGUUCUUUGUUUAUUUUUUAUGACCGGUGAAAUAAUCGGAGGAGCUUUAGCGCAUAGCUUAGCAAUUAUGACUGAUGCUGCUCACCUACUAACAGAUUUUGCUAGUUUCCUCAUCAGUUUGUUAGCCUUAUUCUUGGCAUCUAGACCAUCAACAAACAAAAUGAGUUUUGGAUGGCAUCGUGCAGAAGUCGUUGGCGCAUUUGCAUCAGUUAUGUUAAUCUGGUUGGUGACUGGUAUACUCGUCUACUUGGCUGUUAUACGCAUCAUUCAUAAUAAAUAUGAAAUUGAUGGGAAAAUAAUGCUGAUCACUUCUGCUACAGGAGUUGGAGUAAACAUUAUUAUGCUCUUAACACUACAUGAUCAUGGACAUAGUCAUGGUGCAUCAGAUGGUCAUACACAUUCAGUCAGUGUAUCGCAAAAUUUUCCACCUGAAUCAAGAUUGAAUGUAAAGCAUGUACAUCAUGUUGAUGAUUUAUCUACUGUUAAUGUUGAACAUGUAGCAAAUAAAGAAAUUCACAAAGAAGCUAAUCAUCAAAAUAUUACUGUUCGUGCUGCAUUUAUUCAUGUGAUUGGUGAUUUAUUACAAAGUGUUGGAGUUAUGAUUGCAGCAUUAAUUAUCUAUUUUCAGCCUAGUUACAAAAUCGUUGAUCCACUGUGCACAUUCCUAUUCUCUGUCUUGGUUCUUAUCACUACUAUCAAUAUACUAAGAGAUACAUUGAAUGUUUUAAUGGGGCUACACCGCGUGGAUUAAAUUUCAAUGAGGUGAAGAAUUCUUUGAUUGAUAUACCUGGAGUUAAAGAGAUACACAAUUUACAUAUGUGGAGUUUAACAACAAAUAAGACAGCAGUUUCUGUACAUUUAGCCAUUGAAGCUAAUACAGAUGCACAAGAGAUGUUGAAACAAGCAAAUUGUCUACUACGACAACGUUACCUAGCCCAUAAUGUGACAGUACAACUAGAGAAUUAUGUUGAUGAAAUGGCUGAUUGUCAUCAGUGCAAAGAACCUUACAAGUGAUCAGUUUAAUGGAGGAUUAAAAAGGAAUACAACUAUCCGCUUUCAAUGUGCUUUUCUUUAAUUCAUCUUUACUUGUUAAAAUAUUCUUCUUUUCUAUAAAGUUCGAUGGUUUGUGGUAUACUUUAAUGCUUUGUUCUACCGUCGCAAUACUAUAUACUAAUUACACUUACUACAAUAAUACUAUUAUGCCAAGAAUACAAGUAUGUCAAACAUCUACAAAUCUAAUCUAUCUAGUCAGCAAAAUGUAUUUCUAUCAUUUCCGUAACAGAUGAUAAACAUGAUAUUAUCAUUUUUUUUAAAUGACUCAAUGUCAUAGAAACACCGGUAAUUUUCAGUAAAUCAGAUAAUCUACUCAUAAGUAAAAUUGAAAAGUUUGAAACUGUUCUAAUAAACUCGUCAGAAUUAGACAGGUUUGAAGAUAUUUUGAAUUUGCCAAUCUCUUGAACAACUUUAACCUAACUGUUUUUGUUGCCAAAAGGAAAAUUUUCAGCGAAAUAUAUACAUAAAAAUGAAAUAAAAUAACUUAUAAAAAACACGAUUGAAGCCUUUAAAAGAUCUUUCCUGCUCCACUUUACAACCCUUCUAUAAUGAUAUCAUAAAUUUACACAACUACUUAAGCAUCUUUCACAUUUUAUUUAAGUCAGUAGUCAACAAACAUGGUUUUUUUAAUGAAAAAAAAAAAUCGAAACACUUUCUUUAAACAGUAGUAUGUUAUUGUUGUUGUUGUGUUGAAAUCUUUCACAGUUGAAUCAUUUUCAGCAUGUUAUUUGAUAAAGAUAAACUUAUUGAUUAAUUUGACUGAUUAUGUAUACAUUUAUUGAUAAAUUGUGAAUUUUACAUGUCCAUUUAAGAUAUAUUUGCUUAUCCGAGCUAAUUGUGUUGAUUGAACAGAUGCUCUUGUUGAUGUUUCAAGGUCUUGCAUUUACUCCAUUAUAUAAUUUAGUAAAUAUUCG
Heterobilharzia americana is the source of this 3001-nucleotide messenger RNA. The record is from the annotation of a GenBank genome assembly. Lineage: Eukaryota; Metazoa; Platyhelminthes; Trematoda; Strigeidida; Schistosomatidae.